Messenger RNA from Darwinula stevensoni, 645 nucleotides. The record is from the annotation of a GenBank genome assembly. Lineage: Eukaryota; Metazoa; Arthropoda; Ostracoda; Podocopida; Darwinulidae.
AUGAGCAAUGCAACAGGAGCAACAGGAUACCGCACUUUAGAUACAAAAAACACGGCCUUGGUGCUGGUAGACCACCAGGUGGGAACGAUAGGCUGGGCGGGCGAAUUGGCCAACGAGCAAGAGCGUGAGCAACUCAAGAUGUGGACGCGGGUGAUGGCCCGUUUUGCCAAAAGCGCGGGUAUGCCCAUCGUGCUGACCAGCAGCAUGGAAGACCAACCCCAAGGCCCUCUGCUGCCAGAGUUCGAGACCAUUAUGCCCACAGAGUACGCUGCGCGCAUCAAACGCAGCGGGGUGAUUAACGCCUGGGACGACCCUGCAUUUGCGGCUGCCGUGCGUGCCACAGGCAAAAAGAACUUGCUAAUGGGUGGCCUGACAACCGAGGUGUGUUUGGUGCCGCCUGCCUUGUCAGCCAAAGAGGAAGGCUUUAACGUGGUGGCGUUGAUGGACAUCUCAGGCGGCAAUACCCGCAUAGGGGCAGCAAAUUCACGCAUUACCUUGCAGCAGGCGGGCAUAGACAUGAUGACCGUGACCCCCAUGAUUACGCAUAUGUUGGGAGACUACACCAACCCAGCGGCAGAGGGAUUUUUCGCAGCCUUUGGCGCGGAAGGCGUUUUUGCGGCAUUUGCUCAGGGCAAUUUGCGCUGA